CGCUCAGCCGAACGGACCGAGGCGUUUUUUCCGCGCCAUCACGUGCAUUGCGCAAAUUCCAGUAUUCCCGAGAACUGUGAAUUGUAAAAUAAUUUGAGUAUUCUAUAGUGUCCAUAGCGCGUAUAAAACGUUUUCGUACUAUGUACACAAAUACGCGUUAAAUCCGCGCCCGUUAACCACCAACUUUCACAAUCCGCUCGACCGGCGACUUCAGGCGCGAUGUACAAGUACAUCCACACGGAGGCCGUGAUCACCGAGGUCCGGCAGCGGCCCGUCCUGUGGGACCCCUCGCACGUCCUGAACAAGGACCGCGACACGCGGAUGGCGUCCUGGCAGGAGGUGUACGAAGCCCUGUAUCCCGAUUUCAAUGAGUUGGAGGACGCCAAGAAGAAGGAGAUAGGGAAGAUGAUACAGCAGCGGUGGAAGACGGCGAGGGACGCCUACAUACGCUCCAAAAAGUACCAAAAGAAAGGGAUUAAUAAGAAGCACUACGGGUUCUCAGACGAACUGCGGUUCCUGGACAAGAUAGAACAGGGACAGGGCGAGGCAGACUCCAGCAACGAGGCAGCUACUCCCAACUAUGUGGAGUGCGUCUACGAGGACAGCCGCACGCCAGAUGCAACUGUAGAAAUCAAAGUGGAACCUCACGAAUUCGACAGUUCAAAUCCUUCGAUUCAAGACCCAGUGGGCGAAACUCAAGUCCAGGAACCGUUCACGCAAUCCGGUGUCCAAACGCUGGUUUUGCAGCCUUUAAUUCAGAAACCAGAAAUCCAUGAACCAGAGAUAGAGAAAGAAGACGAUGAAGACGAAGAAGUACCUUCCAAGAAGCCUAGACUUGUACGAAAAAGGAAACUUUCGAAUAAUAUUAACGAUAAUUUCCAAAAAGAAAUGAUGGGCUUGCUCAGAGAGAAUUCUAGUCUACUGAAGAAUGACGAUGUGGCGUUCUGUUUGUCUCUUCUGCCGAUAACGAAGGAUUUCUCCGUUCAGCAAAAGCUGAAUUUUCGCAUCGAGGUUAUGAAAGUAGUAAUGAAAAUUAGUAAAAUGUCGAACCGACAGGAGAAAAAGUCUGAGUCUGAUUCAUCUAUGGAGUAACUAAUAAUAAUAAUUAUAAGGCCGGUAUAACCACUCAGACUGAAGAUUUGUAAUGUGUCGUUGUUUUUGUAAGCUGACACAAGUAAGAGUAGCAAUAGCGAAUUUAAUGUCAUGUUGUGUAUCGUAAUAUUCUUGUGAUUUUGUAUUUAUUUGAAAUAUAAUAUUUUAAAAAGGACAUUCCAACGACUACAAGAUUUUUGACCAGUUUUAUAACUUCUAUUCAAAGCCGUAAUAUGUAGACUCC
Messenger RNA from Aricia agestis (brown argus), 1336 nucleotides. RefSeq lists its product as uncharacterized. Gene Ontology annotation, molecular function: DNA binding. The coding region runs from base 220 to 1092 and encodes 290 amino acids. Lineage: Eukaryota; Metazoa; Arthropoda; Insecta; Lepidoptera; Lycaenidae. The record is from RefSeq and is a predicted model, not a curated record. Gene Ontology annotation, biological process: regulation of transcription by RNA polymerase II. Gene Ontology annotation, cellular component: transcription regulator complex; nucleus. The transcript has 2 exons.